UUAACAAGGGCGAAGCUCCGUGCGAAAGUAAUUUAUAUUCACCAACUAAAAAGUUCAAGUUUUGCAAGUGAAUCGAAGUGCAGUGAGAAUAAUCCAUCUCCAAACUCUGCAAGCUGUUGAAGCUAGAGAAUCAUCAAAAAGUACUGCAGAUCAGCAGGCCUUCGGCCUAUCAAUUCAUUGAAGUACAGCUUUCAACUCUACAGCAGCCGUCUAAACGAAACAAAGUACCAACGCCGUUAAAAGAACUCUGGUUGUCUACAUAAGCAACAUGUCUCCCAAGGACGAAUCCGUCCCGUAUCCGUUGCACUUGGCUCUGGAGAAGGGCGACUGGAGCACGGCCGAGUCACUGCUGACGAGCGGCGUCGAUCCCAAUUCCACCGACGAGGACGGCUCGACGCCUCUGCACGUCGUUUGCCGGAGGCACGACGUCGACUCGGCGGAGAGGUUUUUCGCGCUCUGCGCCAGCCACGGGCACGUGCCGCUGAUCGACGCUCGGGACAACGAGGGCAAGGCGCCGCUCCACCUGGCUCUGCCUCGCGGUCUCAGGAACCUGGACGAGUUUCUGCUGAGCAACGGAGCCGAUCCGAACGCGCUCGACGCCGAGGGCGCGGCGCCUCUGCAUUACGUUUGCCGGGGAUUAGUGGAUCCUCGCGUUUUGUUGAAAAUCGUUUUCCAGCACAUGGGCGUACGAGAGGAGGCUUGGGAUGAAUUAGCCGAGCGACUCGCGCGGUCUGGUACGGACGUGUUGGACUUCGAGAAGGCAAUGAUCGGAUCGCUGCUGACGAGAGGGGCCGAUCCUAAUCUGGCCAACGCGAGAGGAGAGACGCCGCUUCACGUUAUCUGCCAGAGGGAUUUCUCCGAGGGCUUGGCAAAGAUAUUUCUCGAUCUCAACGCGCAAAUCAAUGGGUCUACGCCGAGGCUCGACGCGAAGGACGAGUUGGACCACACGGCGCUCGACUGGGCCGUGGCUCGUCUCAAGCUGGACGCGACGCAGGCGCUCCUGGCUCGUGGCGCCGACCCGUCCGGCUUGGUUUUCCCCACGGCUAGUCGGCACGAGGAGGGAUUCGGCCAGCCAUGGAACGACGUCUUCGUGAGCAAAGAUCAUUACAGGCUGUCCGACGCUCUGGCCAUCGUCGAGCUGCUGACGAGCAAAGGCUACGAGCUGGCGCGCAGCGACGCCCUGACGAUCGCGCGAUUCCUCUCCGAGCGCGAAUUUUUCGUCAAAGUGCUCGAGCUCGAGAAGUUCGUCGACAGAGCGAAGAGGAUAAAGAUAAGAAUUGCCAGCGACGGUUCGAGACUGUCGCUGCACGAGCUGAUUCAGCUGCCGUACCAGGAGGCCGCUGAAUUGCUCUCGUAUCGGGAGUACUUCGAGCAGGCGCACGAGAAAAGUUUUGCCAAGGAUCUACUGCCCCCGAGCGUCAAGGAGAAAUGCGCCGCGCAUCUGUUUGCGAAGCUGUCGAGAGGAUUUUUCCGCGACUGGGCUCUGGAAUCGUUGGUCGAGCUGACGCGCCACAGGAUGCGGCUCGAGUGCUGCGAAGUGAUAGUCGACAAGCUGACGAACCAGGAUCUGUGUAAUAUCUGCGUGGCGGCUAACGUUUGAAUUGCUUCGAUAAUAAAAACAAAAAUG
Trichogramma pretiosum is the source of this 1627-nucleotide messenger RNA. Its product is annotated as ankyrin-1-like. The transcript is spliced from 2 exons. NCBI's taxonomy places the organism in Eukaryota, Metazoa, Arthropoda, Insecta, Hymenoptera, Trichogrammatidae. Bases 269 to 1600 code for a protein of 443 amino acids. Gene Ontology annotation, molecular function: protein binding. The record is from RefSeq and is a predicted model, not a curated record.